Messenger RNA from Paramacrobiotus metropolitanus, 1023 nucleotides. RefSeq names its product adenylate kinase isoenzyme 1-like. Gene Ontology annotation, biological process: nucleoside triphosphate biosynthetic process. The coding region runs from base 159 to 758 and encodes 199 amino acids. Gene Ontology annotation, cellular component: cytoplasm; cytosol. The record is from RefSeq and is a predicted model, not a curated record. The transcript is spliced from 5 exons. Gene Ontology annotation, molecular function: ATP binding; AMP kinase activity. Lineage: Eukaryota; Metazoa; Tardigrada; Eutardigrada; Parachela; Macrobiotidae.
UGAUCAGGAAAACCAGGAAUAGGUCGUCCUUUCCAUUUCAUUCUGGCGGUCAGAAAUAUAACUUCUAAAAUAAAUUUUUUAGCCAUUAAAACUUCUUACUCCUUACACAUACAACUAUCUGUUCGACACCAUAAUCGCUAUAUUAAUCCACAGCUAACAUGCCAGCCGAUAUUGCUGCAAUUAAGAAGGCUAACCUGCCCAUCAUUUUCUUGAUGGGAGGUCCUGGAGCCGGCAAGCACACUCAGGCGGCGAAGAUCAAGGCCAAGUAUGGCUACACCCACCUUUCCAUGGGCCAGCUGCUGCGCGAUGAAGUCAAGAACAACACAGAACGCGGCAAGAAGGUUAAGGAAAUCUUGGACAAAGGAGAACUCGUGCCAUCGGACGUGACCUUUGAGCUCCUGAAAGAGCAGAUGGCAAAAGCCGUCGGAAUCAACAAGCCAUACUUGCUGCACGGGUUCCCUCGCAACAAGGAACAACUGGCUCAACUGGAAAAAGAGCUUGGACCAGCCAAGGCCGUCAUCGUAUUGGAUGUUCCCGAAGCCAAGAUGACCGAGCGCCUGACUGCUCGCGCCAAGACCGGAGCUCGCGCUGAUGACAAACCGGAAGUUGUUAAGAAACGCAUCGAGGUCUACAACAAAGACACUAAACCGUUGGUCGAUGAACUGAUCAACAACAAAAAGGCCGUUAAGAUCGCCGCUGACGGUGACGUCGAGAAGAUCUUCACUGAAAUCUGCAAGGUUCUGGACACCGUCAAGUAAACCCGAGAUCCCGACCACGAGACGAGUCAAACAGAUCACCAAUGAAGUAUUCAUAACUUGGACCAUCCAUCGCAUUUUCUUCUAAAUUCGUAUACAUAUACUAGCAAAAUAUUGCAUUAAUAAUCUUCGAGCAAAAUGCAACAACCCGGUGAUCAUCUUUCAAUAUAAUUAUGCGAGUUGUUUAAAUGUGACUAACUGCCAAAAACUGAAAAUAAAGGACUAAACUAGUACACGCACAAGCAAUAAAAUGUGUGAAAUGUUAGAA